GUCCGCGAAAUAGUGGUUUUCGGCGUGUGGCUUGUGAGCGAGAUGCCGAGUGCGCGUUCGCUCAAGGACGACCCCCGCUUUGGCGUUGACUCACGAUGGAGUUGGAUAAGCGCGUGCUUCUGCGCUUGGGUGUUGUUCCUGGCAUCGGCUACUCCCCGCGUGGCCGGCAUCUUCUUUUAUGGCAUCGUCGAGACGUUCGGAGUGAGCCGGCAAGAGGCUUCCUGGCCCGUAUCACUGGCGGGUACACUGAUGAUGCUAGCAGGUCCACUAGCUGGCGCCUUCUGCAAGCGUUUUUCCUGCCGCACAGUCCUGAUAACAUGCUCGUCUUUGGCAGGAAUCGCGGUCAGUAUGUGCUACCUGGCGGAAACCCUAACAUUCAUCACAAUUUUCUUCGGUAUUCUUCAUGGUUGUGCCAUAUCCGGAAUGUACGUCGCCGCGAACGUCCUGGUGGCGCAGCACUUUGAGGAGCGGAGGGCCAUUGCUUCCAGCCUUGUCUACAGCGCCAGUGGCCUUAGCAAUUUCGUUCUGCCGCCCCUGGUAGAGUUCUUCCGCACAACGUACGGCAUUCGAGCAGCAUUUCUUCUAUACGGGGCGAUUUUCCUGAAUGCGUUACCAGCUGCUAUUGUUCUUAGAAGUCCGCCUUGGCUCGCAAACU
Molecule: messenger RNA, 655 nt
Organism: Rhipicephalus sanguineus (brown dog tick)
Lineage: Eukaryota; Metazoa; Arthropoda; Arachnida; Ixodida; Ixodidae
Exons: 3
Coding region: 96-464 (122 amino acids)
Source: RefSeq, a predicted model, not a curated record